CAAAUAUUCCCCUGGCCCUUCCACAAUCAAUAUACACAAUAUCAACAUCAUGUCGGACUACGAAGAUGAUAUGGACGUGGACGCGCCUGUCGGGCGCGACACGAUAACCUUCAGUUCUGAUAAUACCAAUUCGAAGGGCAAGAGAAGCGCGGCAAACUUGCCCGUUGAAGCAGAGGAUACACUGCCAUGGGUCGAGAAAUACCGUCCAGAUACCCUCGAAGACGUCUCGGGUCAUCAAGAUAUCCUCGCAACGAUAAAUAAGUUCGUUGAUACAAAUAGACUACCUCAUCUCCUCCUUUACGGGCCUCCAGGUACAGGCAAAACUUCUACGAUUCUUGCAUUGGCACGACGAAUAUACGGCGCGAAGAAUGUACGGCAGAUGGUACUCGAACUCAAUGCAUCGGACGACAGAGGCAUCGAUGUGGUGCGAGAGCAGAUCAAAACCUUCGCGAGCACGAAGCAAAUCUUUACGAUGAAUCCUACCUCUAAUUCCUCCACGUCAAUCGCAGCAUAUAAACUCAUCAUUCUCGAUGAAGCAGAUGCGAUGACAUCCACGGCACAAAUGGCACUGCGACGAAUUAUGGAGAAAUAUACUGCCAAUACCAGAUUUUGCAUUAUUGCGAAUUAUACACACAAGCUUAGUCCAGCUUUGCUCAGUCGUUGUACGAGGUUUAGAUUCAGUCCAUUGAAGGAGGUCGAUAUAAGGGUCCUGGUGGAUAAGGUUAUUGAUGAGGAGAAUGUGCAGAUCACAUCUGAUGCCACCGAUGCACUGGUAAAGUUGAGCAAGGGAGAUAUGCGAAGAGCGCUCAAUGUUCUUCAAGCCUGUCAUGCAAGCAGCACACCUCUACAUCUAAAGGGUACCCCAAAAAUUGCGGAGAAAGAUAUAAAACGAGACCUAAUCACUGAAACCACAAUCUACGAAUGUAUCGCCUCACCACAUCCCGAAGAUAUCACCAAGAUUGCCGAUACUCUUAUGCACACGACAGAUGUCACAUCAUGUCUUCAAACGAUCAACUCCCUGAAAUCUACACAAGGUCUGGCAUUAGCAGAUAUCAUCACAGCACUCAGCGAGCAAUUGACCGCGAUGCGAGUCCCUGCCCCAGUCAUGAUAACUUGGCUCGAUGGAUUGGCAGAAGUAGAAUAUAGAUUGAGUGGCGGAGGUGGAGAGGCGAUUCAAACGGGAGCUGUGGUUGGUGUUGUGAGAAAUGGUGCAGAACUGUUUGAGACGUUGAAAUGAUUUAAUGCAAGUACGAAGAUCUUGCAUUGCUGUAGGCGUCUGGAGGAUAGGAAAUGUAUACCUUGCGGAUUUGAUUGCAGUCAAAGUACGAUAUUUUCCCAAACUUGAUUUUGAGAAGGUGUCCUAUCUGGUUAGGAUGAAUGUCGAACCUUCCAAUAAGCAUUGAAAGCCACACCAAUCAUUAGAAUCAGGGCGUCUAAGAAAGACCGAGAUACUUCUUUGUCACCUGGCCAAGCAAUCUACUAUCUCGGCUCGCUGUCCAAACCAGCGGAGGACGGGAGUCAAAGACUGUCUCUUGGAUAGUAAU
Mollisia scopiformis is the source of this 1544-nucleotide messenger RNA. Its product is annotated as P-loop containing nucleoside triphosphate hydrolase protein. The record is from RefSeq and is a predicted model, not a curated record. The transcript has 5 exons. Lineage: Eukaryota; Fungi; Ascomycota; Leotiomycetes; Helotiales; Mollisiaceae. Gene Ontology annotation, cellular component: nucleus; Rad17 RFC-like complex; DNA replication factor C complex. Gene Ontology annotation, biological process: DNA-templated DNA replication; DNA repair. The coding region runs from base 50 to 1237 and encodes 395 amino acids. Gene Ontology annotation, molecular function: DNA binding; DNA clamp loader activity; ATP binding.